Messenger RNA from Olea europaea var. sylvestris, 1252 nucleotides. RefSeq lists its product as uncharacterized. Lineage: Eukaryota; Viridiplantae; Streptophyta; Magnoliopsida; Lamiales; Oleaceae. Bases 107 to 991 code for a protein of 294 amino acids. The record is from RefSeq and is a predicted model, not a curated record. The transcript has 5 exons.
AUUUUCUCUAUAUAAACAUGUGAAAAUUCCCAACCACGUAAAACCCAGAACGCAGUUUACCAAAACUCAAAAGGCCAGUCCAAGUUGAAAUCUUGAACCACCACCAAUGGCAUCCACUAGAGUUCUAAGAAUGUCAAGUCCUUUAGGUCUAGGCUCGUCUCGUUUUUCAAAUUCUGCGUCUUCAUCAAUGGUGUCAAGGUCUAUGGCACAAAUGUGUUUAAGCAAAGCAGGAUUGCGUUCAAAAAAUAUGUCUACUGGUGGUGGUGAUAAGAAGAAGACGGCGGUGAAUGCCGGCGGCGGCUUAGCUUGUGUGGUGAUAUCAGAACCAAAGACGGAGAAAGGGCUGGAUUUGGCUGUGUUAAUAGCAAAUACUUCGAAUGUAAUUUUGCAGUGGUGGAUUAUGAUUACUAAACAAAGUCCAUGGAAAUUCGAUAUCCAGAUGUUCAUUGAAAACGCUAUAGUUGACUGCAGAUUCUUUACGUUGUUUGCAAUUGGAGGAUCUUUGCUUGGUUCGGUAUUGUGUUUUGUUGAGGGUUGUUUCUUGAUACUACAAUCAUAUUUACAAUAUUUUCGUGCGAUCUCACAUACGAUGCAGCAAGAACAUGUUGUACAGCUACUAAUCGAAGCUAUUGAUGUGUUCCUAGUAGGAACAGCAAUGCUUGUUUUCGGAAUGUCUUUAUACGUCAUGUUUGUCGGUAAAAACAAUCUCAAAGGCGAAGGAUCACAGCAUCUAAGACCGAGCUUGUUUGGCAAUUUCAAUGUAGAGACAAUUACAUCACGGGUGGGAAUACAGUCUGUUAUGCAAGCGAAGUCGAAAAUGGGGCAUGCUGUGAUAAUGAUACUUCUAGUGGAGGUUUUGGAGAAAUUCAAGAGUAUACCUGUGGUCAAUGGUUGGGAUCUUGCUUGUUUUGCUGCAGCUAUAUUUGUUUCUUCUGCUUCCAUAUUUCUUCUUUCCAGACUUGCAGUUAUUGGCACUGAUACCGGUAGGUAGUCGAGGAUUUUAUCAGAAAUUCGUUUCCAUAAAACAUCAAAGCAGUUUUGCAGCCAAUGCAUGAAGACAAGAGCCCUCCUGAAUUUGUUUAUUUUUUCAGCAACUUUAAUAAUCAAGCCAGAUAAAUACAGAAUAUCAUUGUUAUAGGCAUAUUCUUUUUGUUAUUUUUUUGGUUGCUUAUUUCCUAUGUUUGGAUUAGUGUUAUAAAAACUAAAGCUACAGACAGAUGAAUAUUACAUCCUUCGUAUAUAGAUUAUUCCA